This is a messenger RNA of Ceratina calcarata, 1355 nucleotides long. RefSeq lists its product as uncharacterized. The record is from RefSeq and is a predicted model, not a curated record. The transcript is spliced from 3 exons. Bases 218 to 1021 code for a protein of 267 amino acids. Gene Ontology annotation, molecular function: structural constituent of chitin-based larval cuticle. NCBI's taxonomy places the organism in Eukaryota, Metazoa, Arthropoda, Insecta, Hymenoptera, Apidae. Gene Ontology annotation, cellular component: chitin-based extracellular matrix.
CCGCUUCCAACGUGCUCACUUCGCCCGCUCGACGAUUAAGAUCACUCUCUCUUUCAUUCACUCUCCGCACCGUGAAAAUUGUAAAUACAUCAGAGAAAGAAUGAUCGGCUGACGUCUUCGAGUUCUUCGAUUAAAAAUCUCCCAUUUCUGGUAACAUAUCGAUUUAACUUCACCGGUAGAACAUGAAUUAUGGGAUAACGAUUAUUAAUCAACGACCAUGCUGUUGAGGAUAAUUUGUUGGCUGACCUUGCUGAGGGGUACGGUGUUGUGUCUCUCCCCGAACUUGGCAGAGGCCGAGAGGAGCGGGUGGAAUUUCAGCCCGGGCACCCAGUAUCACAUCCAAACCGACGAGGGACCCGAAAGAUUCUUUAGGUACCAAACGUCGAAUGGACAAUACAGGAAGGAGAAACGAUUGGCGGAUGGUACCGUGAUCGGGACCGAGGGAUGGCUGGACCCUCUCGGCUACCUCCGAUUGAAGGAUUACAUAGCCGACUCUAAUGGAUUUCGUAUCUUAAAGUCGAAGAUGGUUUACGUGGGCAAGGAGAGGCCCAUCGAUGACGCGGUGGUCGAGGCCAAGCGAGUCCCGGCGCAGACCGGGAUCCUGGUGAACCCUGUCAGACCACCAAACCCCUUCAGAGAAUCGAACGAAAACGUUCCGGUGACCAACGACAUCGGAUCGUUCGCCUAUCGACCGAGCCCGAGUACGCCGGUCGCCGUACCGAAUACAUACAAUUCGAAACCGGAGUACGACGGAACGUACACCGUACAGAACGGUUUUCAAUAUUACCUGAAGCGACAGUAUCACGAAGAGGAGCAACAGCCGAAUAAUGGAGCCGUGGGAUCGUUCGGGUACAUCGACCCGUUCGGUAUUAGGCGAGUCAUUUAUUAUAAGACGGAUCCGCGAACCGGCGGAUUCGUUCAUCGAAAAAAUAAUAGGUACGUCGGGUUCGCCGCUACUCCCUACGAUCCCACGUUGUCCAAUUUGUAUAGGCGAAGCGCGAGCAGUGCUAUUAACGCGUGAUUUGCACGAUCGUUGACGGAAGCAGGGUGCCAUAAGUUAUGCUAGUAUCGCUUCUCGCUAAUUUAUAACUGUUGUCACACGCUUAUGUUAAGAAUUUUUAACUGACGAUAAGAUCGAGACGUUGAUUCGUUAAUGAAUAUGUAAGUGGAUCAGUCGUUGACGACUUGGGUCAGGGAUCGGAUAGCGGUGGGCGUCGAGCUCAUUUGCACCAGUAUCGCCAUGUACGUCAUGAUCGUUCCGAAAAACUGGAAACCAGGAGAUAAUAGAGUUAAUAGACGGAACUAAUAAGUCGCGGAUUUUUAUGCGAAAUAAAACAUUAUUAUUUCGUCACUUG